This is a messenger RNA of Saccharomycodes ludwigii, 327 nucleotides long. It is a transcript of the gene PET191, whose product is annotated as Pet191p. The transcript has a single exon. The record is from RefSeq and is a predicted model, not a curated record. Gene Ontology annotation, cellular component: mitochondrion. NCBI's taxonomy places the organism in Eukaryota, Fungi, Ascomycota, Saccharomycetes, Saccharomycodales, Saccharomycodaceae. The coding region runs from base 1 to 327 and encodes 108 amino acids. Gene Ontology annotation, biological process: mitochondrial respiratory chain complex IV assembly.
AUGGGUGCAAGUUGUAAUGAUCAAAGAAAAGCAGUGGCUAUAUGCUUACAAAGAUCUCCAUGUGUUAUGAUUAAAAGAAACACUCCUAAAAAAUGUUUGGAAGAUCCAGAUUUGAAAAAAGACUUACCAGAACUAUGUAUUGCUCAAAUGAAAGCUUUUUUGGAAUGCAAACGUGGUAUGGUCGAUAUGACUAAAAGAUUUAGAGGUAACGGUGCUUUGUCUACUGGAAAGUACGACCAACAAUAUGAGAAGUUGUGUAGCGGUGAUUUUAAUCCACACGCUGAAAUGAAAAAAUUAGAAUUGCUAGACAGUGCCAAUAAAACAUAA